CCCCUCUCUCUCCUCUGCUGGUUCCCGAGAGACAUUAUUUCUCCUCUUCUCUUACAAUUUCAACCGCAAAGUCUGAGUUGGAUCAUCUCACAAUCUGGGUUUUGGGGGCCUUGUUUUGAUCUGAAAAGGGUUUGCUUUUUAUUUUUUAUUUCCUUUGUAUGAAAUCUGAGAGUUGACAAUGGAAGUGGGGAGGAGGAUAUCGGCGAGCCAUCAGCCAUCAAGCGCUCUGAACCAGAAAACUGAUAAGCUCUCUGCCAUGUGUUCUUCUUGCUUCUCCUGUACAGCUUGAUCUGUAGAGCUGUGCAUAGCAAUCUCGGCAGGCAAGCAGAAUAGAUUGCGGACACCAGCCCCAAGUGCAUGUUUGCAUGUUUUGGCUAGUGAAUUUUCACAUAUCUGUAAUAUGGCUGGUUCUUGUUCUUCGUCUACACAUAUAUAUAGGUAUGAUGUCUUCAUUAGUUUCAGAGGGGAGGACACCCGCAAGACUUUUAUCAGCCAUCUUCUUAAGGCUUUAGAUGGGAAGAAAAUCGAUACCUACAUCGAUUACAAACUUAAGAGCGGAGAUGAAAUUGGACCUGCCCUUUUGAAAGCGAUCGAGGAAUCAAAGAUUUCAUUGAUUGUUUUCUCCGAAAACUAUGCCUCUUCCCGAUGGUGCUUGGAUGAGAUGAUUCAUAUACAGCAAUGCAAGGAAAGAUAUCAACAACUUGUUAUACCUAUUUUUUACAGAAUAGAUCCAUCGCAUGUGCGUUACCAGAAGGAGUCUUAUGCAGCUGCAUUCGCUAAACAUGAAGAACGUUUCGAGGACAAGAGGGAAAGGGUGCUUAAGUGGAGGCAUGCUUUAACAACAAUAGCCAACCUAUCAGGGUUUGACUCACUCACCACUAGUAAUGAUUCUGAAUUAGUUGAGAGAAUCGUCAAAGCUAUUUUGAUGCAGUUGGAUCGUGAACUCUCUACUGAUUUAACAGGAUUGGUUGGAGUAGAAAGUCGCAUUCAGAAAAUUGAAUCCUUAUUAUGCAUUGACGGCAUUGUCCCGCCAGAAGUUUGCCUUCGUACAGUAGGUAUUUGGGGUAUGGGUGGUAUCGGUAAGACCACACUUGCUGGUGCUGUAUUUAACCGACUCUCUUCUCAAUUCGAAGCAUCAUGUUUUCUUGCAAAUGUUAGGGAAGAAUCAAAGAGAUGUGGACUAAAUCGUCUCCGAGAUGAACUUCUUCGUGAGUUAUUAAAGGAAGAAUGUUUCAGGAUUGGCACUCCAUCUGUAGGAUCAAGUUUGGUCAGAAAGAGGUUGUCCCAUACAAAGGUCCUGGUUGUGCUUGACGAUGUGAAUGACUUCAGCCAAUUGGAGCAUUUAGUUGGAGAAGAAGUUCAGUUUGGUCGAGGAAGUCGAAUCAUUAUCACAACUAGAGAUAAGCAACUACUCAGAGAUAUGCGACUACUGAGGAAGGAACCUAAAAAUGAUGUAAGGAUAUACGAAGUUCAGGAAUUAAAUGGUAAUGAAGCCCUACAGCUCUUCCAUUUGAAUGCUUCCACUGCUAUGUGUUCUGGAGGAAACUUUAUUUUUUUAAGAGGGCUGGUAGAUUAUGCUUCAGGCAUUCCGCUGGCACUUAAAAUUUGGGGUUCCUUAUUCCGUAGAUGCAAGAACAUGAAAGAAAGGGAAAAUUUUUUGGUUAAAUUGAAAACGUAUCCCAACGAAAAGCUUCAGAAUGUAUAUAGAGUUAGUUAUGAUGUAUUAGAAGAAAACGAGAGGGAGAUAUUUCUUAGUAUUGCAUGUUUUCAUAAAAACGAGAAAAUCCAUGAUGCAAAAAGACAACUAGAUGCAUGUGGUUUGUUUGCGGAUAGUGGAAUCGAAGUUCUCAUUGAUAUGUCUCUCAUAUCAAUUAAAAGUGGUCUACUUUGGAUGCAUGAUGUGAUACAAGAAAUGGGUUGGGAAAUUGUUCGCAAGGAAUGUCCUGAAGAGCCUGGAAAGCGCAGUAGGUUGUAUACUCCUAAUGAUGUCCAUCAUGUGUUGGAAAAGAACACGGGAACUGAAAAAGUUCAAGGCAUAUCCGUAAGACUGAAUAGCGCCGAGGAGCAAACCUGGACUCAACUCAUUCAAGCCUUGGUGAAGAUGUAUGAUCUUAAAUUCCUGAACUUUUACGGAUAUUUUUCACAGUACUGGAAUCUUCAAGAUCUUGAGUCCCUUCCUAAUGCACUUAGAUAUCUCUGCUGGCCCGAAUACCCUUUAAAAUCUUUGCCAUCAAAGUUCUCUUUGGACAAUCUUGUUGAGCUUCUAAUGCCCCGUAGCCAACUGCAGAGACUUUGGAAUGAAAGCCAACAGAUUCUUAGGAACUUAAAAAGGAUCGAUCUUAGUGACUCCAAGCAGCUAGUUGAAGUUCCAGAUCUCUCUAAGAGUGUAAAUAUUAAGAGUAUAGAUCUUCGAGGCUGUACACGGUUGGUUGAAGUUCCCCCUUAUUUUCAAAAUCUUCCCAAGCUUACCUCUCUGAAUCUGGGUCAUUGCUCGAGUCUUAAGAUUUGUUCAGAGAUCCCAAGAAAUAUGAAAUUCUUAGUGUUAGAAAGUACUGCAAUAGAAGAAUUGCCUUCAUCAAUAUGGUCUCAUAAAAAUCUUGUUCAGUUGAAUCUUGAAAGGUGUGAGGGCUUGAAGAAUCUUCCAAACAGCAUUUGGAAGCUUAACUCCCUCACAUCUUUUAAUUUGUGUUGGACAGGUAUAGAAGGAUUGCCCUCAUCAAUCGAGUGUUUCUCAAACAGCGUCGUUUCAAUUCAACUGUACUAUUGCAGAAGGUUGGUGAGUCUCCCAACCAGCAUUUGUAAGUUGAAUUAUCUCGAGAGACUUUCUCUUGAAGGUUGCUCUAGCUUCAAAAACUUCCCAGAAAUCUUGGAGCCUCUUGAAAGUCUUAAGUAUCUUAAUUUAGUAGGAACAGAUAUCAAAGAGCUACCCUCUUCGAUCCAAAAUUUAGUUGGGCUUAAAACUUUAACCUUAUCCCGGUGCCAGAGCCUCGAGUCUGUCCCAAAUAGCAUCUACUAUCUAAGCCUUUUGAAUUUCGAAGUUGAUGGCUGCUGCAGUCUAAAAGCGUUGCCUCACUCGUCCAUCAUUUUGUGGUCUUUGGUACAUUGUCUAGAUUUCAAAGGCUGCAAUAUAUUUGAAGAAAUCCCUGACUGCAUCUGUAGCUCAACCUCGUUGAUUGAACUAGAUCUGAGGGAUAGCAUGAUCAAGAGUAUUCCUUCAACCAUCAAACAAGCGUCUAGGCUGAGGGUCCUAAAUGUAAGCAAUUGCAAGCGCCUUGAAUCUUUACCGGACCUUCCUUGUCUUAGACAGUUAAACGCAAGUGGCUGCACGAAACUGAAAACAGUGUCAUUCUCGAUGACUGCACUCACACAAGGCCUGGAUCAAGUAUGUGAAGAUGCAAGGCUAUACCUUGAUGAGAGACAUGAGUUAUACAAUUGCGUAAAUUUGGAUGAGAAUGCAAGGAGCAACGUAAUGGAUGAUGCACAUCUUCGAAUUAUGCACAUGGCAACUGCUAAUUAUCAUAAAUUUCAAUAUGAGGGGUCGGAGUUUUGGGGCGUAGAACCUGCUUCAGUUGCAGUUCUAUGUUGCGGAAAUGAAAUUCCAAAAUGGUUCAGCUUUCAAAGGGAAGGCGGUUCAAUAAAAAUCAAGCUUCCUCUAAAUUGGUGUGAUGAUGCGAACUUCUUGGGUUUAGCUCUGUGUGCUGUUGUUACAAUCAAUAAACCAGGGAUGAUAGAUUGUGGGUGUAACUCCAUAUUCAAAACCAUCAAUGGUGAUAGCCAUCAAUUCAACCAUUUUUUUUCGAUUCAAGUUCACUCAUUGCUGACCAGCUUGGGUGAUGUCAAUUCAGAUCACAUAUUCGUGUGGUAUGAUAGCCUUGAAAAGGUGAGGUCCACUCGAUUAUGCAAUGCCACCAUUGAAGCCUCUUUCAACUUCUCUGCACAAAAUUAUGUGACAACGAGGUGUGGGGUUUGUUUCUUGUAUGCUCAAGCACUCAAUCAAGAUGCUGUCAAGUGCCAAAUCAUUGAUCAAGUCCCAACUAAGACCAGUCCCGAUGAUGAGUUUGUAGCUAGUGAAAGUGAGAUUUCAGUAAGCUCUCUUGAAAUGAUGUUUCGAAAACUAUCAUUAUAUUAGAGCAACAGAAUGUCUCCA
This is a messenger RNA of Rosa chinensis, 4147 nucleotides long. RefSeq names its product TMV resistance protein N. Lineage: Eukaryota; Viridiplantae; Streptophyta; Magnoliopsida; Rosales; Rosaceae. The coding region runs from base 401 to 4129 and encodes 1242 amino acids. The transcript has 6 exons. Gene Ontology annotation, molecular function: ADP binding. Gene Ontology annotation, biological process: defense response; signal transduction. The record is from RefSeq and is a predicted model, not a curated record.